Molecule: messenger RNA, 1715 nt
Organism: Notodromas monacha
Lineage: Eukaryota; Metazoa; Arthropoda; Ostracoda; Podocopida; Cyprididae
Source: the annotation of a GenBank genome assembly
AGGAAACUAUAAACGCGCCGAUAUCGUCUCUCAUGGCUGUGGAUGUUAUUAUUCUUCAAGUGCGUUAAUUAUGGACAAAAUUCUGGUGAGAUGCUUAUGCAUUUUGACUCUCAUUGUCAUCAGCAUCAUCGAAUUCUCUGGUGCCGUCGGAGGAUUGACGAAGUCGGCGAAGGUUACGAUCGAACCAAGUUACUUGUCUUUGCUGUUGGGAUCUACGGGAUCUCUAAAAAUUCGUGUUGUGUCAAACUUUACUGGAACAAUAUCAUGGGCACCAACAGGUGCCAAUGUAGUGGCAGUGUCCCCAACAUCCCUGGUGUACUCAGUCGUCGGAAAAGAAGAAACUGCCACUGUUUCAGUGACUGCCAUUGGACCCGGAGAAACGGGCCUCGUUUUCGACCCCUCGGGCCUCUUGCCACGUCGUAUGGAAGACGUCGCAGUGUCGGUGGUUGUGUACAAGUCUAGUGCAGUGUCGAUUCUGGCUCAGGUCGUUGGCUGGGUCUACUUUCUAGCCUGGUCCAUCUCGUUCUAUCCCCAAAUUUAUUGCAAUUGGCGACGCAAGAGCGUCGUCGGGCUGAGUCUCGAUUUUGUCAGCUUGAACUUGCUGGGGUUCUUGUGCUAUACCGUCUUCAACAUUGCUAUGCUCUACGUGGGCUCUGUGAGGGAGGAGUUCUUGAGCGAGAAUCCUGGAAGCAUCGUACAGGUGGAUGUGAACGACGUGGCGUUUGCUUCGCACGCACUCCUGGCCUGUCUCGUCACCAGCAUACAAUGCAUGGUUUACGAGCGGGGAAAUCAGAGAAUUUCCGCUCUAGCGCUGAUCCUGCUUUCGAUGCUGGUCACAUUCGCGGCUGUUGUGACGAUCAUGGCCAUUGCUGCCCUGUUCUCGUGGCUCAUGUACGUGGUCCUCUUGUCGUACGUCAAGCUGAUCAUCACGUGCAUCAAGUACAUCCCGCAAGCCGUCAUGAACUUCAAGAGGAAAAGCACCGCCGGCUGGAGUAUCGGGAACAUUCUGCUGGAUUUGACUGGUGGGCUGUUUAGCUUCCUCCAGAUGGUGCUGAUGUCGUAUAAUAGAGAUGCUUGGGCCUCAAUCUGGGGCAACCCCACCAAACUGGGUUUGAGUUUCCUGUCGAUAGCGUUUGAUUUCAUCUUCAUGUUCCAACACUAUGUGCUCUACAGGAACGCCGAAUCCUCGUUCGCAGUUGACGACGAUGUGCAGUACAGUCCGACUAUCGAAGAUGCGCUGUUUGGUCGUUGUAGCCCCGUACGUUCCUAUGGCUCGACUGAACCAACACCAGCUACUUCCACGACGGACAGAACUUCUUCGUAAAUCUGUGUCUGCUAUUUUUGUUUGGUCCGCUUCCGCAUUUUUCUUUUGUAAUUGUUUAUUUUUCUUUUCUACAUUCCGCGAUGAAGGCUGCUGGUUUGGAUUGAGACUCGUAUAGUGAUGAUGAAGUGGAUGCGAAAAUAUGAAAGUUUCAAUUCCCAUGAGUUUGUACAGAAAGUGCUGUUGAUUGUUACAUUUCUUGAAGAGUGAUAUUCGAUUGUUUUCUUGUAUUGUUUUUUUUUUUUUCGUGGCCCGAUUUUGCUGUGAUAAGCCUAUGAUUGACCUAUACCGAGGUUUCCCGCAUGAUUGAAAAAUAUACGCGUUAUUAUUGACUUUUUUGGAGAACAUUAAUACGAAUGAAAAUGAAUGAAAGUACAGUAUAUUGAGAGAAUAA